This is a messenger RNA of Klebsormidium nitens, 1198 nucleotides long. The record is from the annotation of a GenBank genome assembly. Lineage: Eukaryota; Viridiplantae; Streptophyta; Klebsormidiophyceae; Klebsormidiales; Klebsormidiaceae.
UAUAAGCGCGUCUACCCGUGCGCGCUAAAAUGGACGAUUAUAACUUGCCUCCUGAUGAGGCCCAGGGGUUUUCCCCCACAUUCAUCAGCAGAACGUCUGCAUUCAAUGUCAAGGCUUGAGCCUGAGGCGUGCGCUGGAACUUGAAAGGCAGGACGGAGACAGAGAAAGAGGAAGAUCAUCACCAAAGAAGACCAGCCGCAGCUCUUGUCAGCAGUUCAGCUUUGGAGCUGAAAAAAUCUUGGGUGGAAUUGGUGAUGCGCCCAAGCGGGGCUUUCAGUGGUCUGUAUUUGAAGUUGCCGGGAGCCAGCACAUGCUAGAAGAACUGCUGAUUGAGGGUAUGCAACAAUUGACGGGCGCCAAGUCGAACUGAAGAAAGGGCGGAGGGGAUCACCCGAUUGAGGCAUCCCAGGAUACUCGAGCAAUCUUCGAAUCAAAACAUAUAAUCAAAGCCCUUCGUAGAAGCUUGGCGUUGACAGGCCAGUUGUCUUUGCAGGACCCUUUGCCGGCAAGGCGACAAACUGAUUGUAACGGCAAUAUGCGGAGGAGUUCUAUCUAGACUUGCCAUGUUUGCCUGAGGAAUUUCUUGCCGCCUCGUCAGGAUGUCCGGCAAAGAGACCGGGCUCGAGCCUUUUGUCGAUCAGCCCGUGUCUGUGAUUACAAAUGAUGGUCGCAAUAUUGUUGGAAUCCUGAAGGGUUUUGAUCAGGCGACGAACUUGAUACUGGACGAAUCGCAUGAGAGGGUCUACUCAACAGCGGAAGGCGUCGAGCAGCUGGUUCUGGGACUGUAUAUCAUCCGGGGGGACAAUGUAGCUGUGGUUGGAGAACUUGACGAGGAACUGGAUUCAAAUCUGGACCUGGGUCAGAUCAAGGCUGAGCCCUUGAAAGCGAUCUCACACUAGGCCUGGAGCAAGGUGCGUUUUGUCCGAGUUGUGUCUGUAAGGUCGAAGUUGUGUUCUCCAAACUGUGAUUCCUUGCAAGUCAGCUUGUAAAACCACUACCAAAGCUGGAGGUAAAAGGGCGGCAGCGGAUCAAAAGCGUUGCGCUACUGAAACCGCUGUCAUGUCUUAAUGCGAAAAGUCGCCUGUGAACAAGGAACUUGCGCUAUUAAACGGGCUUCCCAAUUCUGAAUCAGUCAAUGUGCAAUUUGUCCACGGCAAAAACCUGUUAACAUCUCUGCAUCAAAGUCUUGACAAGGGGG